AUGAAUGACCUAUUCUCAAGUUCCUUCAAGAAAUACACUGAUGUGGCGCCGCAGAGCGACUACAUGAACGAUGUGGAGGCCGGAAAGGAAAGUAUCAAUCUGGACAAGUUCUUCGAAGAUGUGGAGAAUGUGAAGGAAGAAAUGAGAACCAUCGAGAAGCUGUACAGAAAGCUGCAAGAGGCGAAUGAAGAGAGCAAGAUUGUCCACAAUGCUCAGACCAUGAAGGAUCUUCGCGCGAGAAUGGACCAAGACGUGUCUCAGGUGCUGAAACGUGUGAAGAUGAUCAAGGGUAAGCUGGAGGCUCUAGAAAGGUCCAACGCAGAAAACAGAAAGCUUCCGGGGUGUGGUCCAGGGUCCUCAGCGGACAGGACAAGGUCUUCGGUUGUUAGUGGCUUGGGGAAGAAGUUAAAGGACUUGAUGGAUGACUUUCAAGGAUUGAGGGCCAGGAUGCAAUCGGAGUACAAGGAGACAGUGGAGCGCAGGUAUUUCACAAUCACUGGGGAGAAGGCAGAUGAAGACACCAUUGAGAAUUUGAUCUCCAGCGGCGAGAGUGAGAGUUUCCUCCAGAAAGCAAUUCAAGAACAGGGGAGGGGUCAGAUUAUGGACACCAUUUCUGAAAUUCAGGAGAGACAUGAUGCUGUGAAGGAGAUAGAGAAGAACCUUCUUGAGCUUCACCAGGUGUUCCUCGACAUGGCAGCUUUGGUGGAGUCUCAGGGCCAACAGCUCAACAACAUAGAGAGCCAUGUUGCUCAUGCCAGUUCCUUCGUUCGCCGCGGCACCGAGCAGCUUCAGGAAGCUAGAGAUAUUCAAAAGGACUCCAGGAAGUGGUACUGCUAUGCCGUCCUCCUCGUCAUUGUCCUCAUCAUUGUCCUCCUCUUCCCUAUAUUGAUAAACAUAGCGCCUCACUUGUUUUGA
Molecule: messenger RNA, 915 nt
Organism: Arachis duranensis
Lineage: Eukaryota; Viridiplantae; Streptophyta; Magnoliopsida; Fabales; Fabaceae
Product: syntaxin-124
Exons: 1
Coding region: 1-915 (304 amino acids)
Biological process (GO): vesicle fusion; intracellular protein transport; exocytosis
Cellular component (GO): endomembrane system; SNARE complex; plasma membrane
Molecular function (GO): SNAP receptor activity; SNARE binding
Source: RefSeq, a predicted model, not a curated record